AUGCUCUCUCCCAGUACCACGGAGAAAUUAGUUGAACCCCGCAUAGAACCAUCGAAUCCAUUCCCGGAACUCAACAGAGCAAACCAAGCAUCACGUUUGUUGAAGAAAAGACAUUCUACCGCUGAAGAUUUGCCGGAUCCCAAGGCGGCUGGGGGUACUGGCAAGGAGGGUGAGCAACAAUUUGGCCCAUGGAUGAGGGCGAACACUGGGGGAUGGCUUCAAUCUCGAAACAAAAGAGCUGCAGGGACUAACCCUCUGAAACAAAGAGAGACUGUGCAGGGCAACGGUUCUAGAUUCGCGGUGCUAUCGGAGAACAGUAGGGAUGACUACGGGAAUGUCUUUAAUGAAAGUGAUAAAGGGAAAAGUGUCUUCAAUGCGCCUGAGACAUCGUUCCAAACAAGGAAGAAGGAGAGACGGGAUUUGACAAAAAGAAUGGACUCAAUGAAGGAUAACAAGAAGGAAAAUAGCGAAUGGCAUGUAGUUGGUUCGAGAAAGGGAAAUGUGAGAGGAGGAAAUGGGAAGAGUAAAGACAAUGUCAAUGUUGUUCUCCAUUUGGAUCAUCCCAAGGUGCUCCAGGGGUUCAAAACCUAA
Messenger RNA from Striga asiatica, 591 nucleotides. NCBI's taxonomy places the organism in Eukaryota, Viridiplantae, Streptophyta, Magnoliopsida, Lamiales, Orobanchaceae. The record is from the annotation of a GenBank genome assembly.